Messenger RNA from Thlaspi arvense, 6411 nucleotides. NCBI's taxonomy places the organism in Eukaryota, Viridiplantae, Streptophyta, Magnoliopsida, Brassicales, Brassicaceae. The record is from the annotation of a GenBank genome assembly.
UUUUUUUAUCGAAGAAGCUGUUCGACGAUUCUUCUCUCUAGAGAGGAUCGGCGUUUGCUUGCGCCUAGGAGGAGGGAGUUGUGGAACGCUUUGGAUAAAAGACAGAAAAAAAAGAAGUCAAAUCAACAAGAGGCUGUGUCCUCUCCUCGGCUGAGGGACAACAAUAAAACAAUGACACCGGAGAUGGAUAUUCCGGAGAAAGCAAUGGUGACAAUCACACGUCUCAUCGAGCAGCUUCACGCCAAGAAAUCAUCAGCGCAAGAGAAAGAACUCAGCACAGCUCGGCUUCUUGGUCUAGCCAAAGGCAAAAAAGAGUGUAGAAAGAUCAUUGGACGGAACGUGAACGCCAUGCCUUCCUUCAUAUCACUUCUUAGGAACGGAACACUUAUGGCCAAACUCAAUUCAGCAUCAAUCUUGACUGUUCUAUGCAAAGACGAAAACAUUCGUUCUAAGGUACUGAUAGGCGGAUGCAUCCCUCCGCUUCUAUCACUUUUGAAAUCUGACUCUGUGGAUGCAAGAAGAGCUACGGCUGAAGCCAUAUAUGAAGUUUCUUUGUGUGGAAUGGAUGAUGAUAUUGUUGGUACUAAGAUAUUUGUCACGGAAGGCGUGGUACCGAGUUUAUGGGAUCAGUUGAAGAUGAAUAAGAAGCAAGAUAAGACAGUUGAAGGAUAUUUGGUUGGAGCUUUGAGAAAUCUUUGCGGCGAUAGAGAUGGUUUUUGGACAAUAAUGCUUGAAGAUGGCGGAGUUGACAUUAUCUUAAAGCUUAUGCAGUCUAGUAACCCGGUAUCUCAAUCAAACGCAGCCUCUCUCUUAGCUCGUCUCAUUAGGAUUUUCACUUGUAGCAUCUCAAAGAUAGUAGAGUCAGGUUCUGUCCAAGUUCUUGUUCAGCUUCUAGGUGAGGAAACCGAUGUUUUUGUGCGUGCCAAUGUAGUCAAUGCUCUUGAAGCCAUCACAUCAAAGUCAGAAGAAGCUAAGAGUGUGGCUAGAAAUUUGGAUGGGAUUCACCUUCUCAUUAGCGCAGUGGUUGCUUCGUCUAAAGAUGAAGAAAGCGAACGCGUCUUAAAGAGUUAUGGGACACAAGCUUUAGCAAAUUUAUGUGGAGGAAUGUCUUCUUUGAUAUUGUAUCUUGGAGGGUUAUCAUUGUCUCCACGACUCACUGAGCCUGUGGCUGAUAUUCUUGGAGUUCUUGCUUAUGCUCUGAAGAAUUUUCAACUAACUUGUGGUGAAGAUAGAGAAGCAUAUGAUCCAACAGUAACAGAAGGAGUACUAGUGAAACUAUUGAAGCCCCGGGAUACUCAACUGAUUCAAGAACGUAUCUUGGAGGCUAUGGCAAGUCUAUAUGGAAAUCUUGAUGUAUCGAAAUCACUCAACAAUGUGGAUGCUAAGAGGGUUUUAGUCGGCCUAACAAUCUUGGCCACGGCCGGUCCGCGUGAGCGUAUGACAACAUGUUUGUCAAGUUUAUGCAAAUAUGAGAAUGUUUGGGAAGCUAUUGGGAAGAGAGAAGGGAUUCAAAUCCUUAUACCGCUUCUUGGUUUGUCCUGCGAACAACAUCAAGAACUGUCCGUUGAGGUCUUAGCUAUCUUGACUGAUAAAGUCGAAGAAAGUAGAUGGUCUGUUACUUCUGCAGGAGGGAUUCCUCCAUUACUACAAAUACUAGAGACUGGCGUGUCUCACAAGGCAAAGGAUGAUGCGGUUCGUGUCCUUUGGAACCUAUGUUGUCACAACGAGGAAAUUCGUGUCUGCAUCGAGAAAGCAGGAGGUAUUCCAACGCUUUUGGGGCUUGUAAAGAACGGUGGACCAAAAUCUCAAGAGAUUUCAGCGAACACGCUUGUGAAACUGAUAAAAACAGCAGAUCCAAGUGUUAUCGAGCAAGCUCAUUUGAUAAGAGUUCUAGGUCAUGUUCUUGCAUCAGCUUCGAUAGAAGAAUUUGUCACCAAAGGUUCAGCAGCGAAUAACGGAUUAAGAUCUCUUGUUCAAAGACUUGCUUCAUCAAACGAAAAGAUGAAAGAUAACGCAGCUUCUGUCUUGUCUGAUCUAUUCACUUCAAGAAAAGACCUUUGUGGUGGUCUUGGCUUUGAUGAGAAUGAUAAUCCAUGCACAAAGCUUUUAGCCGGGAACACUCACGCUGUUGCAACGCAGUUAGCGCACGCGCUAGGCUCUCUAUCGAAUCCAAAACUCGGCCAAAAGAAGUUACCCGGUCGAGAAAUCGAAGUGAUCAAACCAUUGAUAAAGUCAGCAAAGACAAACCCUAUAGAAUCAACAGAGAACCCUAUCUCCACUCUUGCAAACCUUCUUUCAGACCCGAAUAUAGCAGCUGAGGCAUUAGAUGAUGAUGUUGUUUCCGCUUUAAUUAGAGUAUUAAGAGAAGGAACACUACAAGGUAAAAGGAAUGCUUCACAAGCUCUUCAUCAGCUACUUAAGCAUUUCAAGGUUAAUGAUGUGUUUAAAGGAAACGAUCAAAGUACUCUCCGUUGUGUAGCUGAAGGUCAUCCUUUGGUGCAAGAUAAAGCAAUAGAGAUUCUGUCUCGCUUCUGCAAGACACAGUUUGUUGUCUUAGGUGAACUUUUGGUCACACGAUCGAAAUCAGUUUCUUCGUUGGCUAAUAGGACAAUUAACUCAUCUAAUCUUGAAAUCAAAGUCGGAGGAGCUAUGUUGCUUGUGUGUGCAGCAAAGAACGACAAGAAAUUGUUCGCAGAAGCCAUUGGACGAUCAGGGUAUUCAAAAUAUUUAGUGUGCACUCUUCUUGAUAUGUCAAAGCAGAACUCUAUAUGUUGUUCGUAUAAAGUUGAAAUUCAAAGACCAAGAUCUUUUAUCAGAAGCAAUUUGUGCUUAAAGAUCGAUGACUCUGAAAUAGUUGAUCCAGUUACAAUCAUGGGAAGUACAGUCUCCAUGUGGUUACUCUCCAUCUUUUGUUCUUCUCAUUCCCAGAAUAGACUUGCCGUCAUGGAAGCCAGUGGAGUUGAGAUUAUUGCAGAGAAGCUUCAAAGAUACAAGUCCAUCACGCAAGAGAAUUUCUUGGAGUCUGAAGAAAAAUGGAUUGCAAUAUCAUUCCUAGCUGUUAUGUCUCAGGAACCAAACAUUGUCUCAUCUCCAGCAACAUUAAAUCUUGUGCCAACUCUAGCUCUUUUCAUGGAAUCUGAUCAGAUCAUUGAUAGAUAUUUCACUGCACAAGUAUUGGCAGCACUACUUCGCCAUAAGAAUGAUAAAAUCACUGCAGAAAUCAUAAAUUCAGAUAUAGUGAAAGCUCUGAUAAACGCGAUUGGGAAUGCAGAAUCAGACACAGAGAAUCUUGGUGCCAUAGCAGAAGAGUUAUCUCUGUCACAAAACCCUUGUGAGGCUACUUUAGAGGCAGUAUUCGAAGAUGAAAGAUUAAGAGACGGUUCAUUUAUUCCUUUACUAGUGAAUCUCUUGAAGCCAAAUGCAAAUAAACGUGGAGCCUUUAUAAUAGUUAUUCGGCUUCUGAGUCGUAUUGCAGAGUGGGGAGAUUCAAGUAAAUUACUUAUCGCUGAAGCUGGAGCUCUUGAUGCAUUAGUGAAGUACCUUUCAAGUCCUCAAGAUUCGUCUGAGGUCGCCGUUUCUGAACUGUUAGGAUCACUCUUUCGCAGUCAAGAAAUCACACGGCACAAAGGAGCUUUAUCCUCCAUGAAGCAGCUCAUAGGGAUUCUUCAUAACGCUUCGAGAAGUACCCGUUAUAACGCGGCAAGAGCUCUUAGUGAACUCUCCAGCUCCGAGCACAUAAGAGACUCUGAAUCAGCAUGGAAAGCGUUUUCUCCUCUAAUUGAUAUGUUGAAUACUACACUGGAGAGUGAAAGAGAUGUUGCUUUAGCUUCUUUAGUGAAGCUAACUAUUGGAAAAUGCCCAAGGAAAGAUAUUCUUAAUAGUCUUGAAGGAAACCCAUUGGAGAACAUCUACAAGAUUUUAUCUUCGGAUAGUUCGUCGCUUGAAUCGAAGACAAGUGCUGCGAGGAUAUGCUCUUUAAUGUUUACCAACGAAGGUUUGAGAGAAAGCUCGUCGGCCGGAGAUUUCAUUGUACCUCUUUUAUCACUUAUCCGGUCAGGAGCAAGCAGUGCUGUAGAAGCUGGGAUGGUUUCAUUUGAUAGAAUAUUGGAUAGCAAAAGAUACUCAGAAGUAGCAGAAGAACAUGAUUGUGUGAAUCUGUUCUUCGGAUUCACGGCUUCUGGAAACUAUCCGAUCAGCGAGGCUGCGAUUUCUUGUCUUGUGAAAAUGGCGAAAGACAAGUCUCCGCGUAAAAUGGAUCUGAUUAAAAUGGGGAUAAUCGAUCAAUGCCUUGGUCAGCUCUCCACAUAUCCAUCAAGCUCCUUGUGUUCUGUAAUCGCAGAGCUUUUUCGAGUUUUGACCAAUGUUGGUGCUGUAGCUAGAAGCCAAGAAGCGGUGAAAAUGGUACAACCGCUUCUCUUGAUUCUGCUUAGACAAGACUUGGAUUUUCAAGGCCAGGUCGGUGGUUUACAUGCGAUAUCAAACAUUUUGGAGAAGCCAAUGGUUCUUGAAUCGUUAAAAACCGCGUCUUCAGCGAUCAUUACGCCUUUGAUACCGUUGCUCGAAUCCGAAUCUAUAGCGGUUCAACACGCAGCUGCAGAGCUACUAACUUCUCUAUUAGAAAUGCAACGUUUCCAAGAAGAGACCACGACUAAAGAUCUCAUCGCUCCUCUUGUGAAACUCGCGGGGAUACGAGUAAGGAACUUACAGGAGAUCGCGUUGACCGGUUUAGAGAAAUCCUCGGUUAUAUACACAAAGGAAGUAGCGGAAGCCGAAGGAAUUCAAGAGCUUUCCAAGGUCAUUAUCGAUGAAGAUCCUCAGCUUUUUGUAUCUCUUUGGGAAUCAGCAGCUUUUAUACUCUGCAACAUCAUCAGAUUCGAUCAAGAACACUAUUACUUUACAGUAACCAUACAAGUUCUUGCGAAAAUGUUGUUCUCAACAGCCGAGAGCACGGUGAUCUUAGCCAUCGACGCAUUGAUCAUCCGGGAGAAGCAAGAUUCGUCGAGUGUUCUUGAUAUGGCUGAAUCCGGCGCGCUCGACGCAUUACUCGAUCUGCUAAGAUCACACCACUGCGAAGAACUCUCAGCAAGAUUACUCGAACUAAUACUCCGAAAUCCAAAGGUUAGAGAGAACAAAAUCUGCAAAUCGGUGAUAACUCCGUUGUCAGAUUACAUACUAGACACAGAGACAAGAUCAGAAUCAGCAAAGCUUCUCGUGGCGAUGGCUCUCGAGGAUGUUUCUCAACACGAAGGACUCGCGAAAGCCGUGGAUUCGGCUUUAGCUUGCCGUGCACUGAUAAGCUUGAUUGAGGAAGAACCAACCGAUGAGCUGCAAAUGGUUGUGAUGUGUGCGUUGGGGAACUUUGCAAUGUACAGUAGAACAAGCAGAAAAGCUAUGGCGGAAUCUGGUGGUGUGUGUUUGGUUCAAGAGAUGCUUAAAUCUUGUAAUCCACAAGUUUCUACUCAAGCUGCUCUAAUGAUCAAGUCUCUCUUCUCUAAUCAUACUCUUCAAGAGUAUGUCUCUUGUGAUAUCAUCAAAUCUCUAACAGCUGCGAUGGAGAGAGAGUUUUGGACGACGGCGAUGAUAAACGUGGAAGUGAUGAGAACGCUAAACGCGAUUCUCACGACGUUUCCUAAACUCCGUUCAUCGGAGGCGGCAACGGCUUGUAUCCCUCAUCUAAUCGGAGCUUUGAAAUCCGGCGACAAAGAAGCGAGAGAUUCGGCGUUGGAUACGAUCUACACGCUAAGACAAUCGUGGACAACAAUGCCGACGGAGACGGCGAGGACUCAGGCGAUUUUAGCGGCGGAGGCGAUACCGGUGCUUCAAUUGAUGAUGAAAUCGAAAACUCCGGAGGAAAGCUUCCACGAGAGAGGAAACAACCUCUUGAAUUGCUUGCCGGGGAGUUUGACGGUGGCGAUCAAACGCGGAGACAAUCUGAAACGCUCUAACGCGUUUUGUAGCUUAAUCAUCGAUAAUUGCCCCACCAAAAAAACCAAGGUUGUAAAACGCACAAGCUCACCGGUUUGGAAGGAAUCAUUCACAUGGGACUUUGCUGUUCCUCCGAGAGGACAGUUUCUUGAAAUCGUCUGCAAAUCCAACAACAUUUACCGAAAUAAAAAUCUUGGUAAAGUGAGGAUACCAAUCGACAAAGUGUUGACGGAAGGGAGUUAUAGUGGAAGGUUCAGACUGAAUGACGAAAACAAGAAAGAUGAUGGUUCUGAUAGAAGUCUAGAAAUCGAGAUUGUUUGGUCCAAUCAGACCUUUUAAUGUUCAAAAGCUCAAACUAUAAAGCUAAAUCCUAUGUACUUUUUUUUUGCUAAAGGAAAUCCUAUGUAUUUUAAUUAAGAGAUUCUUAUAAUUAUAUACUAUUAUUUAUUGUACAGUAUUAUUAUAUGAUUGUUGAGAGACUCAUAU